Molecule: messenger RNA, 396 nt
Organism: Prorocentrum cordatum
Lineage: Eukaryota; Dinophyceae; Prorocentrales; Prorocentraceae
Source: the annotation of a GenBank genome assembly
AUGGCAGCCAGCGUUGUCGCUGUUCUCCGAGAUGCAGGAUGCGAAGGUGGAGCCAAAUUCAGCUACAACGCUGCAAUUAGCGCUUGCGAGAAGGGCGCGGAAUGGCGGCGAGCAUUGUCGUUGUUGGCCGAUUUGCGGGAAUCCAGCCAGAGGCCCGACGUCAUCAGCUACAAUGCUGCGAUCAGCGCGUGCCAGGGGUGCGGCCAAUGGCAGCAGGCGCUACUGCUUCUGAGCGAGAUCUGGGAAGCCAGCCUAGAACCAGACACCAUCAGCUACAACGCUGGGAUCAGUGCGUGCGAGAAGGGCGGAGAGUGGCAGCGAGCCCUGUCGCUGCUGAGGCGGGCGAGGGUCGCAGAUGUAGAGCCAAACCUCGAAUCAGCUACAACGCUGCAGUAA